AUGGAGGCUGCCGCGGUCUCCGCUGCAACCGUGGCGGGGCCCUCCAACGAGGUCUCCACCCCAUAUGAAGAAGAUGUGCGGCAUGGACACGCCCACUUCGCAAUCACAGCUUCUCAGGUCCCCAAACCCACCGUCAGCAUGCCGCCCAUGCCAACACCAAACCACUCGCCCGAGAUGAGCGUCAAGGACUUGAAGAGUUCUGGCGCGCGAUUCCACGAGGACUGCCACGACAACGAGCUGCCGGGUCCACGGUUGAGGUCAAGUCGCAUGUUCAAGGGCAAGGAGCCGGUGACAGUGGAGCGGGAGAAGAAGAAGCCGCUGCGGCUGCUGGACCUCCCUGUGGACAUUCUCAAGGACAUCGUCAAGGAGGUCACGCAUACCAAUGACUUGACUUCGCUCGCGCUCUGCCACAGCGCGCUGCAUCGUCUCACCACGCCCCACAUCUACUCGCGAUUUGACAUUGUGUGGCCGGACAGCAGCACGCAUGCAGAGCCCAGAUCUGGCGUGGACGCGCUGACAUAUGGACUCGCGACCCUGGUAAUGGCCGAGGAGAUAUUUGGGGAAGCACCGAGCCAGCGACAACAGCAAGAUCAGCCAACAAAUCGGUUUAGCAAGACAGGGCACGGAAGAGCUACUGAGACUUCAAUUCGGAGAAGAAGAGGAAACCACUACGCUCAGUUCACAAAGAAGUUUUCGCUGGGGAACGGGCCUGCGGAUUGGGUACAGGAGUAUCUUAUCACGAAAGAAGGCGGAAAGAUGCUGGGAACGCUGGUUGCGAUAGCCGUGGCGCGCAUGCGAUCUUUGGAGACGUUCAUUUGGGACAUGCCAACUGGAAUCUUACGGGACGUUUGGCUGGCUCUGUCUUCCCUUGGUGACCGGGAUGGUGGGAAGCCCUGCAAGCUCGAAAAGGUCUGGGUGCGAUGGCAUGACAACACUUCGGCAGAGGCUGUCAACCCUGUCCCACCUCCGCUACCACUCAACAUCACCCCUGGGCCCCUUCAUCUCCAGCCUAUAGGUCUGCCAACCGCAUUGCCCCAAUACUACGCGGCUGCUUUGACACGUGUAGAACACCCGUCCUUCUCUGUCUUGCCACCUUUGAAGAGCCUCAGCGUACUGGACAUCGAUGAGCUGACCUAUCUUGACGAAAUGGCAGUGCUGAUUGGCAAGUCUGUGGAGAAGUUGAGAGAGCUGCGCGUGGGUCUUGCGAGGCACACAUUGACAAGAGAUUGGGUCAGAGUUUGGGAAGGCGAAAGCGUUCAACAGGUAGACCCAGAGCAUCCUGUUGCAGGAUCUCUGACCAUUGGAGAGAAGCGCUUAGGAGGCGUCUUGGGCACACUGACAGGCUUCGUCUACGACAUGCGGAGACCGCGAACUUCACUGCCCGACCGGACGCGCCAUCGAAGGCUUUCCAGCAGGGCACAGGUUGUCGAUCUGAAUUCGAGUCACAGCAGUGUACCUCAAUCACAGGCAGCCUCACCCGAGCCACUCGCUCCCCACACUACCGGCCUCACGAGCUUUCCGGACGUGAUAUCCGAAGCGCCUGGAAAUGAGCCGGAAUCACCGGGUUUCUCUCCCAUUGUUGGAAACUUACCCUACAUCAACAACGCUCUUGCCGUCAUGGAUGGCACCGCAACAAGCAUCAUCUCCGGGCCUGAGCCGCACGAAGUCUUUCCACCAUCUCCCACCGAAGGCGAGGCUAUACCACGAGAUUUUCUGGAUGACGAAACGCCGCCUCUGAGCAACGUUUUGGGUCUGGAGAGCUUGGAGCUUGAGCGGAUACCACUGUCUGUGCCCGUCCUCCAGAAAGUAAUUGAUUGGGGCCGACUUACCUCGAUCACACUGCUGCAUUGUCCGAACCACGAGCAGCUCUGGAAGACUCUUCGGAAGCAAUUUGCGCCAACGCCAAAAUCGCCCACCUAUCCUUCACCAAGACGCUCGACCAACACUCCCAAGAAAGGCAAACACGCGGCUGCCGACAUCGAGCUGGAGUACAAGCUGAAUUUAAAGAAAAUUCACACUAACACGGUGUCACCCGCACUGAUCACGUUCUUGAAGGAAACCUUGGCACCCAACAGCCUUGAAGUACUCUUUCUCCAAGAAGCUCGCAGCUAUACCUCGAACGUCCAGGUGGACGCUAUCUUUCGUGGUCCGAUACGGAGACAUCGUGGUAGCUUGAAAAAGCUCAUGAUCGAUAGUUCGGACAAGAAUCCGGAUGGUCUGCAUUCAAAUUCGAGUAGAUGGCGAAGGUGGAUGCUUAACCGUGAGGUCUUGGCAUUCAUUUGCAGUGGCAAGAUGGCAUCUUUACGCGAGUUGGGCAUGGCCAUCGACUAUCGAGACUGGGUAAGUUGUCUUCGUACUAGUCAUUCCUUCGGCCAUACUAACUCUCGCCGUAGCACUUCUUCCUCCAGCGUCUGCCGUCGGUACCCCAACUACGCUCCCUCUUUCUACCAUUCUUGGCCGACCACGUACAUGGUGCCAACGUGGACCCGCGCGAACUAGCACUCCAGAUCGUCGACAUCGUUGCCUUACGACCCGAAGUCGAACUCUGCUAUAUGGGCAUCGCCAACAAAUGCUUCGAAAUCCUCGAGAACGGUCGUCAGAGCUUCAGCGAACGCAGCGAAUCCGCUCUUGGCCAUAGCGUUCCUGUGGAGAUCCCGGCUAGUGACGACGGAGACGAUGAUGAAGAUGGAGAAGACGACGAAGAAGUGGACGAAGCGGAAGACGAAGUCGAAGAAGACGACACAGAAAGCGACGACGAUGAUGCCGAUGACGAGACCGAUUCCGAAGGGGAAGGAGAGGCCUUGGCGGAGAAGAUUGUGGGGAGACUGCGGUUGAGGGAGAUUCUGUUUUAUGAUGACAAGGUUGCUAUUUUCAAGGCGAGGCAUGGACGGUUGUAG
Molecule: messenger RNA, 2897 nt
Organism: Lecanosticta acicola
Lineage: Eukaryota; Fungi; Ascomycota; Dothideomycetes; Mycosphaerellales; Mycosphaerellaceae
Source: the annotation of a GenBank genome assembly